Molecule: messenger RNA, 450 nt
Organism: Aricia agestis (brown argus)
Lineage: Eukaryota; Metazoa; Arthropoda; Insecta; Lepidoptera; Lycaenidae
Gene: COX7B
Exons: 3
Coding region: 118-378 (86 amino acids)
Source: RefSeq, a predicted model, not a curated record
CAGGACUCAGCAGAUCGAAGAAAUAUUUUAUCGAUUCGUAAUAAUUCAUCCAAUUCAUAAAUUGGAUUUGGGAUUCCAAAUUGUUAGUUUCUUCUAAUAUUUAGAAAUACCGAAAAAAUGUUUCCUUCACGGCAAAUUGUUUCAAGACUGAUGCAGCAAACAGUCCGUCGCUACCACGGUGACCAUGGAUUCAAGCCUCCAAGCAUGGAUGAGCUGCCGGUGCCGCGCGGCUCGUGGCAGGCUGACUAUGAUGCUGCAAACCGCCGCUACAAUGCCGUGCUAGUGCUCGGCAUCUCUUUCUUCGUUGGCUCCUUUGCCAUAGCCAAGUCAUCAGGGCUGCUGUACUUCAACUACGCCCCACCCAAGUCCCUGGACUAAACAGUUACAAUAUCAAUUGAGUAUUAGGUGCAUUAUUGUUUAGUUCAAUAUAAUAUUAUAUGAUAUAAAUCA